AUGGAUGACAGGACUUUGGGGUCUGGAAAUGGAGGUGAGAGGCCGCAGUUUCCUCCUCUGGCUAAUUUGGAUGGGGUUCAAAGCCAGCUCGGAAAUAUAGGCAGCAAGCCCUUGAAUGGUAUGCAUUUUGAUGAGUUACUUAAAAAUGUGAUAUCAGCUGAUGAAGGGCAGCUGCUACAAAACCCUAAUUCUUCCUCUUUUUCCACUUCGUUUUUUCUUGGGAAUUUAAAUGGAGCAUUGAGUAAGAAGAGUGCUGAUGAAGUAUGGAAGGGGAUUUCUCACCAUGAGCUUGCCAAUUCUGCAGCCAACGAAUCGUUGCACCAACGUAAUAUUAGGGAGACAGCAGCUACACCUGAACAUUUUUUAGUUCGCACCGGCGCCAUUAACUUAGGAAACCAAAAUGCAAUGAUGAAUGCUCAGCCGGUUAUGGGUAUUGAUCCAGCGGUUAUGGUGUCGCAGCCGGCAGAUUGGUUUCAGUUUCAAGUGUCUGCUGUUCAGCAGCGAAUGACAAUGCUGGAUUCAAAUUUCAAGGUUUGUGAAUCAGUGUAUGAUAACUCAACUGUGAAUAAUUUUAACCAAGUGGGCAUGUCAAUUCCAAUGCCUGCAAUAUCAGCAUCGUCUUCAGAAUCUCACGCAACCGCUGAGAAGAAGCGCCAUUUUUCUGAUGAAAUCAAGGAGAAAACGAUAGAAAGGAGGCAGAAGCGGAUGAUCAAGAACCGUGAGUCAGCUGCCAGGUCUAGGGCAAGAAAGCAGGCUUAUACCAGCCAGUUGGAGCAUGAAGUAUUCCGGUUGAGAAAAAUGAAUAGCUGGCUCAAAAAGCAAAAGGAGGUGGAAAUUAUCUUAUCUUCAAACCCUAAUUCUAUGCCUAAAUACCAACUCCGGCGAACCAGUUCGGCUCCCUUCUAG
This is a messenger RNA of Malus domestica (apple), 906 nucleotides long. RefSeq names its product ABSCISIC ACID-INSENSITIVE 5-like protein 3. Gene Ontology annotation, molecular function: DNA-binding transcription factor activity. Gene Ontology annotation, biological process: positive regulation of DNA-templated transcription. The record is from RefSeq and is a predicted model, not a curated record. Gene Ontology annotation, cellular component: nucleus. Lineage: Eukaryota; Viridiplantae; Streptophyta; Magnoliopsida; Rosales; Rosaceae.